Molecule: messenger RNA, 1675 nt
Organism: Passer domesticus (house sparrow)
Lineage: Eukaryota; Metazoa; Chordata; Aves; Passeriformes; Passeridae
Gene: IGFBP1
Product: insulin like growth factor binding protein 1
Exons: 4
Coding region: 57-887 (276 amino acids)
Biological process (GO): regulation of insulin-like growth factor receptor signaling pathway
Cellular component (GO): extracellular region
Molecular function (GO): insulin-like growth factor I binding; insulin-like growth factor II binding
Source: RefSeq, a predicted model, not a curated record
GUGCCUCCUGCUCUCCAGGCCGCCAAGCUGUCCUGCCCCGGCCCCUGCUCAGCGGCAUGAGCGGCUCGCGAUGCGCACCGUGCCGCGGCUGGCUCCCGGCGCUGCUGCUCCCGGCGCUGCUGCUGCUGCCGGCGCUGCCGGCCACACGUCUCGCCCGCGGCGCGCAGCCCGUGCUUUGCGCCCCCUGCACCCCGGAGAGGCUCGCUGUGUGCCCGCCCGUCCCGCCCGACUGCCCAGAGGCUGCCCGGCAGCCCGGCUGCGGCUGCUGUCAGAUCUGCGCCCUCGGGCCGGGGCAGCCCUGUGGGGUCUACACCGCCCGCUGCCGCCUGGGGCUCCGCUGCCAUAUCCCUGCCGAGGAGUCCCGGCCCCUCUCCGCCCUCAUCCAGGGGCACGGGACGUGCUUGCCCAUCAGCGAGGUCGGAGGGAUGCGCACAGAAGAGCCGGCAGAUUCUAUAGAACCUGAUGAUAUGCCUCUGGAAAGCACUGAAAUAACACAGGAUCAUCUGCUGAACUAUCAGUUGAUGUUUCCCAUAGGCCAGGAUAAAUCCAUUCCCUGGAAUUCCAUCACUGCAUAUGAAAAUAUGAAAGCAAAAAGAAUAUCUGAACCCAAGAAAUGGAAAGAGCAGGGUCCUUGUCAGAAGGAGCUUUACAGAGCCCUGUAUAAAUUGGUGAAGGCUCAGCAGAGAAGCAGAGGAGAGAUUUACAAAUUUUACUUGCCCAACUGCAACAAGAAUGGAUUUUACCACAGCAAACAGUGUGAAACUUUGCUGGAUGGAGAAUCUGCUGAAUGCUGGUGUGUCUAUCCGAAAAAUGGCAGAAGAAUUCCUGGAUCUCCAGCAGUUAAAGGAGACCCAGAAUGCCAACAGUAUCUCAACUCACAAGAAUAAAACUAAACUCUAACGUUUUUCACACCAAGCUUUCUGUGGGAUCUGUUAUAGUCAGGAACUAUUCCAGUCAGGAGCCAUUUCACUAAGGUAGUCUUGUGCACCUGAUUUUGAGUGUAUGAGUAACCCCAUAAAGUAACAUUUUUACUGCACUGAGAUUGCCUACAUGUUUAAGUGACAAAUGUGAGCUACUGCAAGAUCAAAUCCUAUAAUCUUGUAUAUAUUGUUUGUAUAAUAUUAUAUAUACUCUCAUAUGUAAAGCUGAUGAAUUAUUUAUUUUGCACUGCAUGUAUUUUGUCUCUUCAUGUUCUUACUAAUUUAUAUUCUCAAACACUUCAUAACUUUAUAUUUAAAUACUUAAUAUUAUUGUGCUUAAAUAUAUCAUCAUGUUGGAGGAAUGCUGCAACUUAAGCCUUCAAAUGGCAUAGCUAUUGGAAAAAACGGCUUGUAAACUUGCAUUUUUGUACUACAUAUUUAUAGAUGUAAAACUGAAUUUUUAAAAACAGAUUUCAGUAGAAAGCAUGCGUAGAAACUUAUUUAAAACAUGUUUUGUGAACAUAUUAUGUUACUUUUGCACCUCUGUUUCAAUGCCAGUCUGUUUCUUAAAAAAGAAGUAUUAUAUAGUAUUAUAUACCAAAGCUCCUGAUGGGACAGUAUUUGAUAUUUUUUAAACAUAUACACUGGAUAAAUGACAAAACACAAUAUGAUAUUCUGCACCACCUUUGACAAGUGUAAGUUGUUCACAAUGUUGAUGAUAUUUAAAAUGAGCUAUUAAAAGUCUUGUGCUCUGC